UUGGGUUCUUUAUCGCUUCUAAAAUUUUCACAUAUCUUGUUUUUUUUCCCAAAUUUGCAAAAAUUCUACGUAAAAUCAAAUUAUCUCUGCAGCAUCGUAAACGUAAAUCUAAACAGCAAAAUCAAUCGCUAUUUGGAGUUCCGACAACUGCUACAAUAGUUACUAUAAGUGAAGUGGUUACCGUCACAGAGAAAUCAGUAAACGAAGUCGGGGAAACCGCGGUCAUGGAUACCACCAAUCUUAAUCGGGUGCUAAAUCAGACUUUGCGUCAUCCGUUGCACGGACUGCUCUUUAAAUAUACCAAUGUUAUGAAAGGUUGGCAGUACCGCUGGUUCACUGUUGAUGCACAGACAGGCACACUUAGCUAUUACUUAUGUGACUCCUCUUUAACUGGAGAUGAAGUAACACCAUCCGCACAAGUUCUGGCUUGUGCGCCGCGUGGUCAAGUCCAACUUGCAGGCGCUGUGGUCUGUCCUAGUGAUGAAGAUUCACGGACGUUUUCUAUCGGUUGUGCAUCUGGAGAUACAGUCAAAUUGCGUGCUGCCGAUGCACGUUCUCGGCAAGAAUGGGUAGAUGGUUUGCGGGCAGUCGUGGAGAGUCACACCAAAGCAAUGGAUAUUAGCAAUUCAUCACCCCUGCCGCCUCGGGAGUUGCUUGCUGCUUCUGAUGCGAUGGUAUCAGCCAGACAAGCACUCUAUCUAACCGAACAAUGCAAUGCAUCGCUUGCGCGUACAAUUGAGAAUAUCGAAUGUGAAACCUUUUCGCCGACAGAUCCAGAUUUGCUUUUGCUGAAAGCCAUUUCGACUGCUAGCACACAAUGUUUACAUCAGUGCCUAAGCCUAUUGCAACGACAUGAAGAGAUACACAGUACAAGUGUUGAAUCAGCGGGCGCUUUUUGAGACGACAUAAGUUUUUAAGCUACAUUGGUUGCAAUUGUGAAUUAUGAAUUCGUUUUUAAGUGCUUAAGUACGUUGUUAUUUUGUUCAUAUAUUUAAAUAUGUAUGGUUGCAAAUUAUAAUAUAAGUGCAAUCGUAAAACAAUUUAAUUUUAUAA
Molecule: messenger RNA, 1053 nt
Organism: Anastrepha obliqua
Lineage: Eukaryota; Metazoa; Arthropoda; Insecta; Diptera; Tephritidae
Product: oxysterol-binding protein-related protein 11-like
Exons: 3
Coding region: 225-899 (224 amino acids)
Source: RefSeq, a predicted model, not a curated record